Messenger RNA from Gryllus bimaculatus (two-spotted cricket), 786 nucleotides. The record is from the annotation of a GenBank genome assembly. Lineage: Eukaryota; Metazoa; Arthropoda; Insecta; Orthoptera; Gryllidae.
AUGGCAGGAGUCAUAUCAACGUCGGCAUCCCUGCGAGUACCAAAUGCAGAACUUUUCGAUCAUUCACUUCGUUGCAUAGCGCGACCUCAAUUAACCAUAGCAAUACCAAGGCCGUUCUUGAUCAGCCCAGUUGCUUUCCUUCGGCGCCAUCCUGGCUGCGAUUUCGUGAGGCGGCGCGUGUCUCGCAAGCGGCCGAGUCUCUUCCGGCGCGUGCGGAAACGCAGCGAAAGCGCGGGCGGUAUAAAGGCGGGCGGCGCCGGCGACAGGGCACUCGCUCAGCCGCCCCGCGCAGCUCCAGCCGCUCCACCCGCAGCCAUGCAGUCCGCACAGCUCCUGGCCGUUUGCGCCCUGGCCGCCGCGGCGGCGGUGGCGCGCGCGGGCGUCAUCGGCAGCGUCGACGGCCACGCCCUCCUCGCGGGCGACUACGGAGGCAUCGAGCAGGGCGGCUACGAGGGCGCCUACGCCCACGGAUACGCCGGCGACUACUACGCCCACCCGUCGUACAAGUUCGAGUACGCGGUGCACGACCCGCACACGGGCGACGUGAAGAGCCAGAGCGAGCACCGAGAGGGCGGCGUGGUGAAGGGCCACUACAGCCUGGUGGAGCCCGACGGCAGCGUGCGCACCGUCGAGUACACCGCCGACCCGCACAACGGCUUCAACGCCGUCGUCAAGAAGUCGGGCCACGCGCUGCACCCGGCCGCGCCCGCGCCUGCCCCGGCCCACGCCUCGCACGUCUACGCCUACGGCCACGCCUACGGACACGACUUCGACCUCCGCCGCUGA